AUGGAUACUGUGACUUUUCCUUUGCGUGAACUGCCACUGGAAAUUCGAAGAUUAAUAUAUUACCAUUACUUCUUCCGAGAUGGGAUCAUGUGCCAAAUAAGUAGCAUCCCUCCGCCUUAUAUUAAGCCCCUGGGCGAGCAGCAUGUUGGCGAGCAGCGCUUGCAAGCCACUGCUCCGUCGUCCUGCACGGGCUUUCAGGCGACUUUGAGAUCUAAUAUUGACGCCAUGUCUAUUUUACUCGCUUGCCAUCAAACGUAUGACGAGUCUCUCGACGUUCUGUAUUCAAACGCUGUGUUCCACAUUGAUGAUUUGAAAGCUCUACGGCAAUUUCUAGAUUUGAGUCUUCGUUCGGGAACCGAUAUUUUCGUUCGCUCUAUCUACUUUGACUGGGUCAGCUUUGUGUGGUUUGAUUACGGCUCUCAGAUCGCAGUGCAGGCAUAUGUCGAUGAGUAUUGGUAUCCCGUGGCUCAAAGAUUCAGUGAGAUGCGAGGAUUGCGGGACCUAUGGGUUGCUAUUCAACCUGGGAAGAUGUAUAAAACGGCCUAUGACUUCGAAAAUAUAGAUUACUUUCAGCCGCUCCGGAGAAUUCCAACUCUACGCUUCGUCUUGGAGCGGCAUGAUUAG
Talaromyces amestolkiae is the source of this 624-nucleotide messenger RNA. RefSeq lists its product as uncharacterized. NCBI's taxonomy places the organism in Eukaryota, Fungi, Ascomycota, Eurotiomycetes, Eurotiales, Trichocomaceae. The transcript is spliced from 2 exons. The coding region runs from base 1 to 624 and encodes 207 amino acids. The record is from RefSeq and is a predicted model, not a curated record.